CCCCCCCCCCCCACCUCUCUCUCUCUCUCUAGAGCUCUUCGCUAGAACCGAGCCUUCUUAGCAUCCAUCGAGAUGUUUCGCAGGGCCGCAGAAGACGUUGAGAAGGCGCCGCAGGUGGGCAAUGCCAACUUCGACGAUAGCAGCGAUGGUGCUGUUCCCGGAGAAAGCUUCGAGUAUGGCAACUCGCUGUAUGCGAGGUUACAGCGGAUCGCUGGCAAGUUCAACAUCGAACAGCGAGGCAUCGAGCGGGUGCCAGAGAGCGAACGGACGGAUACCUCGUAUCUGAACAUUGGCAGCAUGUGGCUUGCGGCAAACAUGGUCGUCAGUUCCUUCGCCAUCGGUGUGCUCGGAAAGUCCCUCUUCUAUCUGGGGUUUGUCGACGCCAUCCUGGUGGUCAUCUUCUUUAACCUUCUGGGCGUCUUGUCCGUCUGUUUCUUCUCGUCCCUGGGCCCUGCCUUCGGCCUUCGCCAGAUGGUGCUCACGAGAUUCUGGUUCGGCUGGUGGUUUACCAAGUUCAUUGCCAUCCUUAAUGUGCUCGCCUGUCUGGGUUGGUCUGCGGCCAACUCCAUCGUGGGCGCCCAGCUGAUUCAUGCCGUGAAUAAUAACGUGCCUGGUUUCGCCGGUAUCCUGAUCAUCACCCUGUGCACGCUGUUUAUCACAUUCGCUGGAUACAAGGUCGUCCAUCUGUACGAGUACUGGAGUUGGAUCCCCACCGCCAUCGUCUUCUUCAUUGUGCUGGGCUGCUUCGCCCAUUCGGGUGACUUCCGCAACCUGCCCAUGGACGUCGGCACGUCGGAGAUGGGUGAUGUCCUGUCGUUCGGCGCUACCGUCUAUGGGUUUGCGACCGGCUGGACCAGCUAUGCAGCAGACUACACUGUCUAUCAGCCCUCCAACCGCAGCAGCCGCCUCGUCUUCCUUUCCACCUGGGUCGGACUGAUCGUGCCGCUCCUGUUCACGGAGAUGAUCGGCGUGGCCGUCAUGACUGCGACCAGCCUCAACGGUGGUGACAACAAGUACAUGACCGGGUACGACAACUCCGGCAACGGCGGUCUGCUUGCCGCCGUGCUGGAGCCUCUCGGUGGCUUCGGCAAGUUCUGUCUGGUCAUCCUGGCUCUGUCCAUCAUCGCCAACAACUGCCCCAACAUCUACUCCGUCUCGCUCACCCUGCAAGUCCUGGGCCGUUGGACCCAGCGGGUGCCUCGCUUCAUCUGGGUCAUCCUCGCCUCCUGCAUCUCCAUCGCAGUCGGCAUCCCCGGCUACUCUCACUUCGAGACCAUCCUUGAGAACUUCAUGGACAUCAUUGCCUACUGGCUGGCCAUCUACACUGCCAUCGGCUUUGCCGAGCAUGUGAUCUUCCGUCGCGGCAUCUCAGGCUACCGCCCCGAAGACUAUGAUAAGCCAGAUAAACUCCCCUACGGCAUCGCGGCUGGUGUUGCCUUCUUCUUUGGUGUCGCGGGCAUGAUCACCGGCAUGAGCCAGACCUGGUGGGUCGGUCCUAUCGCCCUGCAUGCCGGUGAGGCUCCGUACGGUGGUGACGUCGGCUUCGAGCUAGGCUUUGCUUUCGCCUUUGUCGUUUACUGUGCCUUGAGGCCCUUCGAACUGAAAUACCUUCGUCGGUAGACCGGCAUGGUUGCAUUUCUCUUCGAUAUAUAUAUUAGUUUUUUCUGUGUAGCUCUAAUUCAAAUAAUGACUAGACC
Molecule: messenger RNA, 1697 nt
Organism: Penicilliopsis zonata CBS 506.65
Lineage: Eukaryota; Fungi; Ascomycota; Eurotiomycetes; Eurotiales; Aspergillaceae
Exons: 3
Coding region: 73-1620 (515 amino acids)
Biological process (GO): transmembrane transport
Cellular component (GO): plasma membrane; fungal-type vacuole membrane
Molecular function (GO): transmembrane transporter activity
Source: RefSeq, a predicted model, not a curated record